Molecule: messenger RNA, 2650 nt
Organism: Darwinula stevensoni
Lineage: Eukaryota; Metazoa; Arthropoda; Ostracoda; Podocopida; Darwinulidae
Source: the annotation of a GenBank genome assembly
CUUUGAAUACAAUAACAUCCCCGACCUUCCCGAACCACCUAACGAACCCAUAAGCUGAACAAUUGCCUUCGGCAGAAGCUCUCAGCUCGAGAGAGACCUUUAAAUUCUCCCUUGCGUAAAGCUUUAGCGCUCGUGAGGCGUGUUACGUCAGCGUGUUUACGGUGAAUGAGCGAGUAGAGAGGAAGUGCGUGCAUGCAUGCAUGCAUGAGGGAGUGAGUGAGGGUAGCGAGGUGUAGGCCGCGAGUGCUCGAGUCUGUUGGGUGGGUUGGGGGCUUUCGUACAUCAUCCUCGCCAUGGCAACACACCCCUGAUAUGAAGGGAGGGAGCCUGGUGCUGACGUGGGCCAAUGAGAAGCGAGAUUUCCAGUGACGUAAGGAGAGUUCGUUGGGCAUCCAACAAAAGAGCACGCGUCCAUCAGCUGAUGCAAGGACCCCUUCGUUUCACUUUCCGUUGCUGCAUUCUUCGUUCGUCUCCAACUCUGUCCAACCCAGUGCCUUCUUCCACCAGUCCAAUUCUCUUCAACGAUUGACCUGCUUGGAUCGAUCAGGAGAUAAGACAGAAGAUGCUUACGAAGCUUCUUGGGAUGUGGUGGGGUGUUGGGUCGGGAGUGGAGAGCCACCAAGGCGAAGAGCCUCAGCUGCCCCUCUCCACCACAGAGGAAGAAGGCUGGGAAGUCAUCACCCCUUUCACACCCAGCGAAGGGGAAGAUGUGUUGAAUGCGGAAGGCGGUUCCUGGUCCAUGGUGCAUUUAGGACUGUCUCAGUCCUCGGGUUCAUGCCUGCCCUCGUCCUCUCCCACCUCCUCCCCGGAUGUGGAACCGGAGAGAGAUGAAGGAAGAGGUGAAACGGGGGUGGAAUCCUCGAACCUUCCUAACUCGAAGAACCUGGGGAGGAGGAGGCCUCUACUCGUCCCACGUCCACGUGGACCACCCCCUUUUCUCGAUUCCUUGGAGAGGAGGGGAUCUAAGAGGAUGGAGAGAUGGUCGAGCAAGUCUUCGAUUACCAGGAAUAACUUUUGCCAGUUGGUAGAUUCCAGGAUCCGGGUCUCCACUCGCCGUCACCGCAUGCAUCGCAAUCCUUCUCGAGUCAACAACAAUCGCCGUUGCUGAUCGCUUCGCUUCAUUCACUUACACUCUCCCCUUCUUCCUCCCUCCCUCCCCCCCUCCAUUUAUUUAUUCAUUUUUGUGUGUUUUCUUUUCUUCCAUCCUUGUGUAGUCAAGUCGGGUCAUAUCAGCACCUGUAUCUCAGAUGAGAAGGAAAAUCGAUAGGCUUGUACUUGAUCUGCCCGUCCAGUGACAUCUCUCAUAGGCUCCCAUAUUACAAGUGAUUGACCUCAGCCCUCAGACUUGAAAGUACUCGCUAUCAUCUGAGACACAAAAUUCGCCUCCCUGAAACGUGCAAAGUGGAAAUGAAAGCGAGUUGUACUCUGAUCUAUUAUGCAGUGAAAAUUGGCUCUAGACCUGCAGCUGCGGCAUCCCUCCAUCUGGGUUCGCCCCUUCAAAAAAGUGCAGCUGUUCAUCUACAAAAGGAAUUCUUUUUUCGAGCUCUUUUCUAUAACGACUGACAAAAAUGUUAGAUGCAGUAUAUCCUGCUUUGCAUUACCUCUCUCCCUCCUUUGCUCCCUGUAGAUUGCUGUCUAAUUGAAAAGGACUACUUCGUUGCUUAACGUAGAUCCUAUUUCUGCAUGAAUUUCGCAUCGAAAUACCUGAAAUGACUUAAGUUGUCCAUUUCAUUCAUUGUUAAAAUAGUGACACGGACUGUGCAAGCCCUGUGAUAGAGCCCCCUGCUUCAUUUCCCUCUAUGGCUUCCAUUGUUCCAUGCGUUAUGCAGAUGAGAUAAUCUCCAUUUCAUGAGUUUACAAGAUUUAAAUAAAAGCCUUGUAUGUAUGGGAAGAUGAUGUUAGAUAGUGCAAGGUAAGCACAUGCAUGUUGUAGUGUGCAGUAAGCAUGGAGGGCACAGAACAUUAUGUCUGCCAUCUAUCUGAAAGUGUCUCGCUGCAACUUGGAGCAUUUGGUUUCUUUUAAUAUCAACUGUUAUGUUAUUCAUGGCAUUAGUUUUUGUUCUGAUUUAUUAUCUCAUGAGGUAUUCAUCUGUUGAAUUUUUAUUUCCUUUUAUUCUAUAUGUUUGAUUCCAGCUAUUUAAUUCAGUCUAUGCACUCGUGCUGUCAAUACCAUGUAUGGAUGUAGGGGUACUUGUACUUGAAGGAGAUCUUAUUGUGUGGAAUGAGUGUUCAAUGUGAGCUAUGGACUUAUGUGUUCCUGGUCUUGUGGAAAUGAAAUAUGAUGCAAUAUGGAGGCAUUUCGCUUCUGUAAUAGUUCUGAGAAUGCUCACUGAAUUUCUCCGUGUAUAGUAAACCCGGUCUCUCAAUCCAGUCUGGAUAUCUAGUCUGUUUGUCUUCAUUAUACUCUUCUUUAUGCAAAAAGCAGAAAACAGCUGAUCCUUGCUCAUGCAUCGAUGAGUCAACCACAGGUUUGCUGUGAUGGGACUCAUGCAUGGGGAAUUUUGUUUUUGGGGAGUUGGGAAAAUGCCCCUUGCACAACAGUGUUCCUUUCAUCAGAUCAUGCACCUCAGAUUCUUCAUUAUUGAGUUAUGAAUGUUCAGAAGACGAUAUGGUGAGCGUAAAGGUUCAAAAGAGAAAGAAUAAACCACCG